Molecule: messenger RNA, 4116 nt
Organism: Bufo gargarizans (Asiatic toad)
Lineage: Eukaryota; Metazoa; Chordata; Amphibia; Anura; Bufonidae
Gene: PIK3CD
Product: phosphatidylinositol-4,5-bisphosphate 3-kinase catalytic subunit delta
Exons: 23
Coding region: 245-3358 (1037 amino acids)
Biological process (GO): cell migration; phosphatidylinositol 3-kinase/protein kinase B signal transduction; phosphatidylinositol-mediated signaling
Cellular component (GO): plasma membrane; phosphatidylinositol 3-kinase complex; cytoplasm
Molecular function (GO): 1-phosphatidylinositol-4-phosphate 3-kinase activity; 1-phosphatidylinositol-3-kinase activity
Source: RefSeq, a predicted model, not a curated record
GGGAAAUGCUCGGCAGUUGGAGCCCGGCCUGUACCGGGAACACAACAGGGUUGUCAGCGGCUCCGGGGAGUGUGGAGGGCGGCAUAGCGUGGUACACACGCCCGGCCUGUUCACAUCAACGUCCCUAGCAACAGCCUGAGAUAACGGGUUAAUGCCGGGGGGAUACGGGCAGAAGACCGGAGGGGAGCGCGGCACCGGAGCCAGGGAGGAGGCAGGGCCUGUGGGACGGUAGCCACAGGGCAGGAUGCCACCUGGAGUUUACUGCCCAGUGGACUUCUGGGCCAAAGAGGAGAAGCAGAGCAUUUUGGUGGAUUUCCUACUACCGUCUGGCAUUUACCUCAACUUUCCCGUGCCAUGCAGUGCCAGCCUAGGAAAUAUCAAGGAGUUACUAUGGCAACGGGCGCAGCAAGAACCGCUCUUUCAUACCCUUGGUCCAUCCACGUCCUACGUCUUCACGUGCAUCAAUCAAACAGCAGAGCAGCAGGAGCUGGAGGAUGAGCAGAGGCGCCUGUGUGAUAUCCAACCCUUCCUGCCAGUCCUAAGGCUCGUGGCCAGGGAGGGGGAUCGGGCCGAGAAGUUACUAAAUUCCCAAAUAAGCUUGCUGAUUGGCAAAGGCCUUCAUGAAUUCGACUCUUUAAAUGACCUAGAAGUCAAUGACUUCCGUGGCAAAAUGCGCCAGCUCUGUGAAGAGAUCGCCCUGCGGCGGCAGCACAUGAACUGGGACACCUGGAUGGAGUCCAACUUUCCUCUUCAGCUGGAGCAUUCCUCCAAAGUGUUCGCAAAGACUUCUCAGAGCAACAAGACCCUCAUGAUCAACGUAAAGUUUGAAAGUAGCGAGGAGAGCUUCACACUACAGGUGUCUCCUCGAGACUUUCCUCUCUCCAUUAUCCGCAUGGCUCUAAGAAAAAAGUCCAAUGUGUCUGGUCAACAGAGUCCGUGGCGCCCAGAAGAUUACAUCUUGCAGGUCAAUGGCAUUCUGGACUACAUCUAUGGAAACUAUCCCCUGUGCCAGUUCAAACACAUCAACCACUGUUUUCACUCCAACUGCACGGCUCACCUCACCCUUGUCUCCAUCUACUCCACAUUACCAGACCAGCAGGGAGACACAAUCAUUAGCUCCAAGAUACGACACAAACCGCCACCACUACCAACAAAGAAGCCACAUCAUUGUUCACUAUGGAAACUGCAGAGGCCAUUUUCUUUUCAACUCAUGUAUGGCUGUAACGUCAACGCAGAUGAUGGAUUAAAGCUGCUGGUCCAGUGCGGCCUCUACCACGGCAGUGAGCUCUUGUGUAAGACAGCGGCUAGUAGCGAAGUCAACGCCUCCUCCGAUCCACAAUGGUUUCAGCAUUUAGAGUUUGAUAUUAAUGUUUGUGACCUUCCUCGCAUGACCCGGCUCAGCCUUGCUCUGUAUGCUGUCGACAAGACCAAAAAGGCCAAGUCUACCAAAAAAAAGUCAAAAAAGACGGAUUAUCCCAUAGCUUGGGUGAACACCAUGCUCUUUGACUACAAGGACAUGCUGAAAUGUGGGGAAUACUCUCUCUGUAUGUGGUCGUCAUUUCCAGAUGAAAAAGGAGAACUGCUAAACCCAAUGGGAACUGUACAGUGUAACCCGAAUACAGAAAGUGCCGCCACUUUGAGGAUCUUCUUUGUCAAUGUAUCUGAUAACCCUGUGUACUAUCCUUCUAUUGAGAAACUACUUGAGUUGGGCAGACUAGGAGACGUGUGUAAUGCCACACUUGAUGAGCGACAGCAGCUCCUGGAGAUAGUUGACCGGAAAGGCCAGGCUGAGCUAUACGAGCAUGAAAAGGAGCUGGUGUGGAAACUGCGUUAUGAAAUAAAAGAGCGUCACCCAGAGGCCCUCCCCAAACUGCUGCUCACCACCAAGUGGAACAAACACGAGGAUGUAGCACAGAUGGUUUAUCUGCUGCAGACCUGGCCGGAGCUGCCUGUCCUCACAGCCCUGGAAUUGUUGGAUUUCAACUUCCCUGAUAGAUAUGUGGGAUCAUUCACUAUGAGCUGCCUGAAAAAAUUAACGAAUGAGGAGCUUUGUCAGUAUCUCCUUCAGCUAGUGCAGGUUCUGAAAUAUGAAUCUUACUUGGACUGUGAGCUGACAACAUUCCUCCUGGAGAGGGCGCUGAUCCACCGCAAGAUUGGACACUUCUUAUUCUGGCACCUUAGAUCAGAGAUGCAUGUCCCAGCAGUGGCCUUAAGGUUUGGGCUCAUCCUUGAAGCGUACUGUAGGGGGAGCACCUAUCAUAUGAAGGUCCUUAUGAAACAGGGAGAAGCUCUUUCCAAACUUAAAGGUCUAAAUGACUUUGUGAGGUCCAGUGUCCAGAAGACCAGCAAGGCACAGGCUAAAGAAGCCAUGCACAUGUGCAUGAGGCAGGAAACUUACCUGGAGCCACUGUCCUACAUAUACUCCCCACUGGAUCCCAAUCUCAUCCUCACAGAUGUUUGUGUGGAGCUCUGCACUUUCAUGGAGUCCAAGAUGAAACCCCUUUGGAUUGUGUACAACAACGAUAUGCUGGGUGGAAGCCGCGUUGGUAUAAUCUUUAAGAAUGGAGAUGAUCUGCGACAGGACAUGCUGACCCUACAGAUGAUUAAACUGAUGGAUGUUCUGUGGAAGAAGGAAGGCUUGGACCUCAGGGUCACCCCUUAUGGCUGCCUAUCAACAGGAGACAAGACAGGUCUUAUUGAAGUUGUCAUGCACUCGGACACUAUUGCCAACAUUCAGCGUAACAAAAGUAACAUGGCAGCAACUGCGGCUUUCAAUAAGGACGCUCUACUUAAUUGGUUAAAGAGCAAGAAUCCAGGGGAUGCUCUGGAGCGAGCGAUUGAGGAGUUCACUCUGUCGUGUGCUGGCUACUGUGUAGCGACAUAUGUUCUAGGCAUUGGGGACCGUCACAGCGAUAAUAUAAUGAUACGUGAAACUGGGCAGCUGUUUCACAUCGACUUUGGUCACUUCCUUGGUAACUUUAAAACCAAAUUUGGUUUUAAUCGAGAACGUGUUCCGUUUAUCCUGACAUACGAUUUUGUGCACGUUAUACAGCAGGGGAAAACCAACAACAGUGAGAAGUUUGAGCGGUUCCGGGAUUACUGUGAAAAAGCUUACACCAUCCUCCGAAGUCAUGGCGCCCUCUUCCUUAACUUGUUUGCACUGAUGAAAGCGGCAGGCUUACCAGAACUUACCUGCUCUAAAGAUAUCCAGUAUCUCAAGGACUCUUUAGCACUUGGGAAGAGUGAUGAAGAUGCAUUGAAGCAGUUCAGGGUAAAGUUUAAUGAAGCGCUGCGGGAAAGCUGGAAGACCAAAGUGAAUUGGUUUGCUCACACUGUGUCCAAAGACAACAGACAAUGAUUGAAAGGGACCUGGUUUCUUUGCAUUUUGAUACAAUAUUUGGAUCUUAAGGCACAAGAGAGCUCUUCUCCAUAGUAGACUCAAUUUCCUCAAACGUUCUCCGCAACUAUGAACUUUGGGAUUUAUCACAACAGCAUCCCUCACGUUGCCUGUUGGACACCACCACGUUCUUAGCCUCAGUGUCGGUUUAGCCUUGCCAAUGCUGAAUAUUCCAGGGAACAUUGUACCCUCCACAGGCUUGAGCUGACUUGGCAUGUGUUGUACCAUCUCUUCAGCCAUCGGCAGAUUGCUUACUUUAGCAUGAGGCUACUUACUGUGUUGGUGAGUGACAAAUGACGACUGCUUCCUACAACUUCUGUAUAGCAGGCUGGUGGACAGACUUCCCAACGUGAAAGCCAGAGCUGUGCGAAUUGGUUCAUACGGAGACAUAAUGAAGGACUUUUCUCAUUCCAAGCUUGUUGCACUGGGGUUUGUCUCCAGCAGUAGUCUGCAACCUAUGGCUCUCCAGCUGUUUUGAAGCUAAAUCUCUCAACUGGGUGUGCUGAGAGUUGCAGGUUGUACAGCACUGAUCUACAGGGACUUUUGACCCAUAAAUGGCAGAUCUGCACUGAUUUCAUGUGAUAUAGAGUACCUGUAGUUCUCAUAAAGCUUUUUAAAUGGCCCAAACAUGAAAAAGCUCUUACUGAAGAAUUUGUUGCAAUAAACACCUUCCCUUGUAAUUAUGUUAAUAAAUGUGUACAUUGUAUGUGUUUUGGAAA